ACGUGAUAUAAGGCCCGUCCAAAAAUUUUGGAGGAAAGGUGCGCGCGCACUCUUUUGACUUCUUCGACUUCUUCCUGAGGGCGCUCUCUAUUUCUUCGGACACGGGUCGGGUCAUAAGGAGGGAUGGAGUACCAGAAGCUCCGGCCGCUGACGGGCCACAAGCCGGCACCAUCGACGGGGUCGCCCGAGUCGCUGUAUUGGCGCCAGUUCAAAGCACCAGUCUUUGUCAAGGAGUUUGCGCCCAUCAACUCGAUCAACUUUGUCCCGCCAGCCACUUAUGCCGCUCCCAAGGAGGUCAAUGACCCCUCGGCUCCAUCGUCCAGCAACUCGGCAGCCAGUAAGCAGAAGUUUGCCGUGACAAGCGCGACGAGGGUUCAGAUCUACAGCAUGCGCACGGACAAGGUUACAAGAACUGUUUCGAGAUUCAACGACGUGGCCAGGUGCGGCAGCUUUCGAAGUGACGGGAAGCUUUUGGUAGCUGGAGACGAUUCGGGCUUGAUCCAAGUGUUUGAUGCCAGCUCGCGCUCCAUUCUGAGGACCCUCAAAGGACACGAACUGCCCGUGCACGUCUCUCGCUUCUCGUCUACACCAACACAGAUCCUCUCUGCGUCCGACGACCGCACUGUGCGGUUAUGGGAUCUUCUUGAAGAGAAGGAGAUCCGCAUCUUCAGUUCGCACACCGACUAUGUCCGCUCGGCCAUCGUCUCGCCCGACAAUCCUUCCUUGCUUCUUUCGGGAUCCUACGAUGGCACAGUCAAGCUUUGGGAUGCUCGUAUGGCCGAGAAUGAUGGGUGCGCCAUCAAUAUGCGGCACGGCGCGCCAGUCGAGGACGUUCUCAUUUUUCCGACAGGCGGUGGAGGAGUGGCACUGAGCGCAGGAGGGCCUGUUCUCCGGGCGUGGGACCUGAUGAUGGCGGGACGUUGCACCAAUGCAGUCUCGAACCACAGCAAGACGAUCACUUCGCUGUCCCUGAGCAUGUCGUCGGGCGCAGGUGCCACCGCUGCCGCUGGUCUUGGUGGCAUCCGAGUGCUGAGCGCUGGUCUGGACCAUCUCGUCAAGGUCUACGAUCCAGCAAAAGAAUACAAGGUCGUUCAUACGAUGAGAUACCCGGCCCCGAUUCUGUGCUUGGCUGUCAGCCCUGACGAAAGCCACAUUGCUGCGGGCAUGGCGGACGGGACACUGUGCAUCCGCAAGCGUCAGCUGCGCGCUUCGGAGCUUCAACAUCGCCAGGAGCAGAACCAGUCCUAUGAAUACUUUGUCGGCGCAGGCGGGUCACAACAGCCACAGUCGCAUUCUGGCACGCAGCAGGACGAGAUUCGCGUCGAAAGCGUCCGCCGUCAAAGAUUGAAGCCGUACGACAAGCUGCUGAAGAAGUUUCAGCACUCCGACGCCCUCGAUGCCGUCCUCCGAAAGGACGUGCCGCCCAGCGUGACAUUUGCCCUCCUGGCCGAGUUGCGGGAUCGGUCAUCGGCAGAUGGAAGCCUCGAUGGACUUCGGAGGGCCAUUGAGGGAAGGGACGACGUCACGCUCGAGCCUCUGUUGAGAUUCUUGCUCCGACAGUCGAGCAACCCCAGCUACACGUCACUGGUGUCAGACUGCCUCAACGUCAUCAUCGACAUUUAUGCACCGGUCCUCGGCCAGUCACCGCUGAUUGACGAACUCUUUGGGAGAAUCUGGUCCAAGGUGACGGACGAGCUCAAGCUCCAGAGGAACCUCGUAGAGGUCAAGGGGUCCCUCGAGAUGCUCAUGGCCAGAUCGGCAAUGGGUUAGACAUCCUUUUUACCUUGCACUACACAGCAGACCUUCGCAUGUACUUUUACACACAACAAUUGCUCUCAAAUUGAGGAAUUCACCUGUCGCU
Acaromyces ingoldii is the source of this 1861-nucleotide messenger RNA. Its product is annotated as WD40 repeat-like protein. Gene Ontology annotation, cellular component: nucleolus. Lineage: Eukaryota; Fungi; Basidiomycota; Exobasidiomycetes; Exobasidiales; Cryptobasidiaceae. Gene Ontology annotation, biological process: rRNA processing; positive regulation of transcription by RNA polymerase I. The transcript has 3 exons. Gene Ontology annotation, molecular function: protein binding. The record is from RefSeq and is a predicted model, not a curated record. The coding region runs from base 124 to 1770 and encodes 548 amino acids.